Messenger RNA from Thunnus maccoyii (southern bluefin tuna), 870 nucleotides. It is a transcript of the gene emd, whose product is annotated as emerin (Emery-Dreifuss muscular dystrophy). The transcript has 7 exons. The coding region runs from base 172 to 648 and encodes 158 amino acids. The record is from RefSeq and is a predicted model, not a curated record. NCBI's taxonomy places the organism in Eukaryota, Metazoa, Chordata, Actinopteri, Scombriformes, Scombridae.
ACAAAAUAUAAUACAGUUAAGCAGGCAAGUAGGCUAUAUGUGCCAUAUUGCGUUGUCCAGAUGUCGCCAGAUGUAACGCCCACUUUGCUCAACCUCGUCCUGCCUUCAGCCACAUUUUCAACCCAGAACACUUUUGUUUUCUUCAAAGCUAUCGACCUAUCUAGCCUAUAGAUGUCUUUGAGUGAGAAAAGUGAUGAGGAGAUCACCAAGCUGCCAGCUGAUGGCGUCAAACAUGGAGCCAUAGUCGACUCGACUGGAAAGCUGUAUGAGAAGAAGCUUGAAAAGGUGAUGGAGGACACCCCAGUGAAACCCUCCUCUGAUAAGACCUACUACAGAGAGGAAGAGGAGGUAGUUACCUACAUGACAUACCAUAGUCCGGUUAGACAUGAAGGUUAUGCGGACAUGCUGAAACGAAGAGGCAACACUGAGCCUGAUGAAGAAGAGGAAUCAGAUCAAGAUCAAGAGCUGUCUAUCCAGAGCAGUAGCAGAACAGGCAGUCACAGUGCAGUACAAUCCAGGAAGCUGGCCGGAAAGUCUGGAGGCUGCAUGUGGAAGGUGAUUCGGCUGCUGCUGCUGUUAGCUGUGUUAGCAGCUGUCUUCUACUACACCUACUUCCGUGUAAUGAACAGUGAACAAAACCUUUUUUAAGUUCAAUGAUUGAUAGAUCUGAUUUGCUUUUAGGAUAUCAGGUUCAGAACUCAUCUCCAUUAAUGUCGUAGCAGAGAUUACACUUUUUUUUACCAACAACUGACAACUGCUAGUAAAGUAAUACCACAUUACAUGGAAUUUUAAUGGUUCCUAUUCUAUUUUUUUACUGUCAAUAAAUAUCAUGUGCAGAGCCAAACCAACAAUGAAUUGAUCCUAUUAACA